Molecule: messenger RNA, 4874 nt
Organism: Dunckerocampus dactyliophorus (ringed pipefish)
Lineage: Eukaryota; Metazoa; Chordata; Actinopteri; Syngnathiformes; Syngnathidae
Gene: grin1a
Product: glutamate receptor, ionotropic, N-methyl D-aspartate 1a
Exons: 22
Coding region: 421-3276 (951 amino acids)
Biological process (GO): regulation of membrane potential; monoatomic ion transport; ionotropic glutamate receptor signaling pathway
Cellular component (GO): plasma membrane; neuron projection; synapse
Molecular function (GO): NMDA glutamate receptor activity
Source: RefSeq, a predicted model, not a curated record
ACAGAAGCGCGCGUGCACAGCUGUCAGAACCAAGGACAGCAGCCGGUUUAGCCUGGAGCGACCUUCAAGAGAGCUUGGGAGCGAUCAGCCCUCACUGAGAGCAUUGAGAAGCGGUCUGGGCUGGAGGAGACACCGCAUGGAGAAUGAGAUGAUGCGCAUAAGGACGUUUUCACAGGAGGAAAGUGCAAGAUGAUGAUCGCGCUCAUUCCUCCGCAUUGCACAUAAAUCCGCAGUUUCUCAGUGUUCUCUUUUUCCGGCCACCCACCCUCCAUCUCUCACACCGCCCACUUGCGUCGUGCCUGCCUGCAACCGAGCCGAGCCGCGCUGCUGUCCAGAAGCCGCUCGAGCCGACCCGCCUGCACCGCGGAGAGAAGUGACCGGGCUGAGGGGUUCCGUUUGACGGCGCUGCUGGUGGACAAGAUGCGGCUAUUCCUGUUGGUGGUGCUUUUCUCCUGCUCGUGUGCGCGGGCCGGCUGCGAGCCCAAAAUCGUUAACAUCGGAGCCGUCCUGAGUCAGAAGAGGUACGAGCAGGUUUUCAAAGAUGCCGUGACCCAAGCCAACCAAGUCUACGGAAGGGACAAAUUCAAGCUCACAGCCAUCUCCGUUACGCAUAAACCCAACGCCAUCCAGAUGGCUCUGUCCGUGUGUGAAGACCUCAUCUCCAGUCAGGUCUACGCCAUCCUCGUGAGUCACCCGCCACAGUCCAAUGACCACCUCACUCCGACACCUGUCUCCUACACUGCAGGCUUCUACCGCAUCCCUGUGGUAGGGCUCACCACUCGCAUGUCCAUCUACUCAGACAAGAGUAUCCACCUGUCCUUCCUGCGGACCGUCCCCCCCUACUCCCAUCAAGCGCACGUGUGGUUCGAUCUGAUGCGCGAGUUCAACUGGAACCACAUCAUCCUGAUCGUGAGCGACGACCACGAGGGGCGAGCUGCUCAGAAGAGGCUGGAGACACUCCUGGAGGAGAGAGAAACCAAGAAUAAAAAAAGGAACUAUGAAAACCUCGACCAACUGUCCUAUGACAACAAGCGAGGACCUAAGGCAGAGAAAGUCCUCCAGUUCAGCCAGGAUACCAACUUAACGGCCCUGCUGCUGGAGGCCAAAGAACUGGAGGCUCGAGUCAUCAUCCUUUCCGCCAGCGAGGAAGAUGCCGCCGCCGUGUACAAGGCUGCCCGUUUCCUCAACAUGACAGGCUCCGGCUACGUGUGGCUGGUGGGCGAGCGGGAGAUGUCGGGUAAAGCGCUGAGCGAGGCGCCAGACGGUCUCAUCGGACUGCAGCUCAUCAACGGGAAGAACGAGUCGGCUCACAUCAAUGAUGCCGUGGCAGUGGUGGCACAGUCCAUCCAGGAACUCUUUGAGAAGGAAAAUAUCACUGAGCCUCCGAGAGGAUGUGUGGGCAACACCAACAUCUGGAAAACAGGGCCUCUCUUCAAACGGGUGCUCAUGUCAUCUAAAUACCCAGAGGGCCUCACAGGACGCGUGGAGUUCAAUGACGAUGGCGACCGGAAGUACGCCCACUACAGUAUUCUCAACUACCAGAAGAGUCGACUCAUUCAAGUCGGCGUUUAUAAUGGGACGCAGGUGGUAAUGAACAAUCAGCGAAAGAUUAUCUGGCCCGGCGGGGAGACCGAAAAACCACAAGGCUUCCAGAUGUCUACUCGAUUAAAGAUAGUGACCAUACACCAGGAGCCAUUUGUGUAUGUGAAACCCACUAUGCCGGAUGGAACAUGCAAAGAGGAAAUGACAUUAAAUGGAGUCUUAAUUAAAAAGGUUAUCUGCACUGGGCCUAAUGAGACCAUCCCAGGUAACACAUCAGGACGGCCAAUUGUCCCACAGUGUUGUUAUGGAUUCUGCAUUGAUCUCCUGAUCAAGCUGGCUAUGACCAUGAACUUUACCUAUGAGGUUCAUCUGGUGGCUGAUGGGAAAUUUGGAACCCAGGAGCGGGUGAACAACAGUAAUAAGAAAGAGUGGAAUGGCAUGAUGGGAGAGCUCCUGGGGGGCCUGGCUGAUAUGAUUGUCGCCCCGCUGACAAUAAACAACGAACGAGCACAGUACAUUGAAUUCUCCAAACCCUUCAAAUAUCAAGGUCUAACCAUCCUUGUUAAAAAGGAAAUUCCUCGCAGUACGCUGGACUCGUUCAUGCAGCCGUUCCAAAGCACACUUUGGCUGCUGGUGGGUCUUUCGGUGCAUGUGGUGGCGGUGAUGCUUUACCUACUAGACCGGUUCAGCCCGUUUGGAAGAUUUAAAGUAAACAGUGAAGAAGAAGAAGAAGAUGCCCUCACCUUGUCAUCUGCCAUGUGGUUCUCCUGGGGAGUAUUGCUGAACUCUGGAAUUGGAGAAGGUGCGCCUCGCAGCUUCUCAGCGAGAAUCCUGGGUAUGGUGUGGGCUGGUUUUGCUAUGAUCAUUGUGGCUUCCUAUACUGCCAACCUGGCUGCCUUCCUGGUGCUGGACCGGCCUGAGGAGCGCAUCACCGGCAUCAAUGACCCAAGGCUGAGAAACCCAUCGGACAAGUUCAUUUACGCCACGGUGAAGCAGAGCUCCGUGGAUAUCUACUUCCGGCGGCAGGUGGAGCUUAGCACCAUGUACCGCCACAUGGAGAAGCACAACUAUGAGAGUGCCGCCGAGGCCAUCCAGGCAGUGCGUGACAACAAGCUGCAUGCUUUCAUCUGGGACUCUGCGGUGCUGGAGUUUGAAGCCUCGCAGAAGUGUGACCUGGUGACCACGGGAGAGCUGUUUUUCCGUUCGGGCUUUGGCAUAGGCAUGCGCAAGGACAGCCCCUGGAAACAGAAUGUGUCCCUGGCCAUUCUCAGUUCUCAUGAGAAUGGCUUCAUGGAAGACCUAGAUAAAACCUGGGUGAGAUACCAGGAGUGUGACUCACGGAGCAAUGCCCCAGCCACACUCACCUUUGAAAACAUGGCAGGGGUCUUCAUGCUGGUGGCUGGAGGCAUAGCAGCGGGGAUCUUCCUCAUCUUCAUCGAAAUAGCCUAUAAGCGCCAUAAAGACGCCCGCAGGAAGCAGAUGCAGCUCGCCUUUGCGGCCGUUAAUGUUUGGAGGAAGAACCUACAGCCCUCUUCCUCUCUAGAGACUCAGGAUGAUAGGAAAAGUGGUAGAGCAGAGCCCGACCCCAAAAAGAAAGCCUCUUUUAGGUCCAUCAGUACCACCCUGGCUUCCAGCAUCAAGAGACGUAGGUCCUCCAAAGACACGCAGUACCCCCCCACUGACAUCACAGGACAACUCAACUUGUCUGACCCGUCCGUCAGCACUGUGGUGUAAGGGAGCGUCGCCCUCUCACCCACUUAAGGAGAGAGGAAACGAGAGGAAGGUGACUUGACAGGAGACGUGUCUCCUUCAUCACUUCACUGAUAGCCAGGGGAUCCUUUCGAGGAGCUGAAGUUGCACCUUCUUAAAUGUCAGGAUUACCUGGCCAUAGAUGUUUAUAGGGUCCCUGAGCAUGCACGGAGCCAUCCGACUCACAUACACAGCCUUUUUUUCCAGAUGUAUAUUACUGCGUGACGUAUUUAACCUUCUUUUCUGUAAUUCCGUAGACUAAACCUUUGUUGUUCACUCCGAUUUCUUGACCUGCCUCAUAGCUUUCAGGCGUAGUUAAGGUGCAUUAAUGAAUAAGCCGGUUUUAAUGCAAGUACUGUACUUGACAUAUCACUUCAAACUAGGGCCUAGAAACCACUGUAAUAUUUAGGGUUUUUUUCUGGCACAUAUCAUACACUAAGUACUGUAAGCUUCCAUUGAUAUAAGCAUCAUUUUUGUGUUUCUGCAUAUAUUUUAAACAUAGUUUAGUUUGGGUUUCUUUCCUUGAGAAGCACUACUAAAGGCACUAAUACUGAGGAUAUGAUUAAUCACAAUGAAAGCAUGCGUGUGUGUAUAUGGUCUGUAUAUAUUUGAAUGACAUUAGUCAUGUCAUUUCUUAUAUUUGGAAGUCCAGGCUUGAAUUGCAUUUUUCCCUCUUUGAUUGUCCACUAAAAUACCAAAUUGCAUGUUUUUUUUAUACGCAUAAUUUAUUGAUGAUAAAUGAGCUACGUUUUAUAGCAAGAAAGCAUUUAUUUUGCAGUCUGACAAAUCUGCAGACUAAUAUUUUUAUGCCGUAAGCCAUGUUGUGUUUGGGGCUGCCCUCCGUCUUCCUCUCUCCUGCCGCAGUCUCUCUCUUUUCCAGUCUCAAAGGGGUUGCAUCAAAAGGCCAAGUUUUUCAGGCAACCAGCACUCGAUCUUUGGUGAAAAACCUCCUUUGGGCACAGGUUGUUGCUGGGGAACUUUUUCAUGAAGGAGCCUGAGUAAAUUCAAAGCUAUGGCUAAGCUUGCAAGCUUUGGUUGGCUGUAAAAACAGGCCUUUUCCCAGUUUCUGGAGAUGAGAAACCACUGCUGAUCAAGACUCUCACAUCUUUCCUGGUGUCCAGCACCACAUUGCACUUUACACUAAGAGGGAGCUCCCAAACAGUAAAAAAAAUAAACGCUACAAAUGAUUUGGCAUUGUUAGAUCUGCAGUCAUUUUAAGUGUAAUAAUGACGCGUUGCCAAAACAUUAUUUUCCCAAUUUUCUUCUCAGCUGUUUCUCGAUGACUUUUGCCUGCAUGAUAUUUUAUUUCCACUGCUUUUGCUUUUUGUUUUUGGACCUGUAUUGUCACAGUGGAUUUGAGCUGUUUUAUGCACAUCAUUUGAAUGAAAUGUAAAUAGAGUCUGGUCAGUGUUACUAAGAAUGAGGAGAUUGUAUAGUGCGCACGUGUAACGACUGCUGCUGAGAAUGUCUUUUACUACUUCUAGUUAUUUACUCUCAUGCGCACAAACAAGUUGUGUUCCAUGGGCAUGCACGCACGUACAUACACACACACACAGACCCUCUUAAUAAACAGUAUAAACCCA